Ustilaginoidea virens is the source of this 1863-nucleotide messenger RNA. RefSeq lists its product as uncharacterized. Gene Ontology annotation, biological process: regulation of transcription by RNA polymerase II. The transcript is spliced from 2 exons. Gene Ontology annotation, cellular component: nucleus. The record is from RefSeq and is a predicted model, not a curated record. Lineage: Eukaryota; Fungi; Ascomycota; Sordariomycetes; Hypocreales; Clavicipitaceae. The coding region runs from base 1 to 1863 and encodes 620 amino acids.
AUGACUUCCCUGAUGGAGCAACCCUACAACAGCCUGGCCACACAGCAUCAGCUCAAGGACGACUUUACUUGCUAUCCAGAGCCUCCUCAAAACACGUUUUCGUCCUCGUCACUUGAUCUUGAUGCUGCAUUCCCUGCCGCCACCGCAUCCAUGAGAUUCGAGCCCUCGUUGUAUACCCAAACCACGAGCUAUCUUGUCAACCACCACACGUCGCCCGUUGCUUACACAGAUGAAGGUGACAACAGACUGUCAUCAUCUGGUCUCUCAUCGAACUCUAUACCCUCGGUUCCAUCAUCCGUCGUCGGUUCCCCGCUAUCGAAUCACGAGCAGCUUGGGAUUUCUGAAUGGAGUGGUCACCCAAACCAAUGUCAGCCUGGAAUUGUUGGAAGCGACUACAUGUCAUCCGCUGAUUACUUCCACGGAGGUGUCAUGGACGACUUUCACGGCUUUGACUUCCACACCCAACCGAAGUCGUAUGUUGAUCCUUCUCUGAUUCAUCCCGAGAUGGCCCGGCCACCGAUGCCCAUGUCCCCUUUUGAUGGCCACUACCAGCACGCUCCAGCGCAUCCUUUCGCCCCCUCACCCUCGAUAUCGUCAUCACCGCAACCAAACAUGGUCAGGGCCAGCAGCACUUCACCGUUCCUUCACAGCAGCUCGUUCGGCACUGGGUACGGCGCGAGCCCCUACGGUGCUCCCUUGGACCCGAGCGGUCGCCGGGUUAGCACGGUCAGCUUCAUUUCUCCCGGAGCAUCUGCAGACUACAGCGGCGACGAGAUGAAGGAAAAGCAAAGAUGCACAUACCCCGAAUGCGGCAAAGUGUUCAAAGACUUGAAGGCACACAUGCUUACGCACCAGACUGAGAGGCCGGAGAAAUGCCCCAUUCAGACUUGCGAGUACCACAUCAAAGGAUUCGCGCGCAAGUACGACAAGAAUCGGCACACCUUGACGCACUAUAAAGGGACCAUGGUCUGCGGCUUCUGUCCUGGGUCCGGGUCUCCGGCGGAGAAGUCGUUCAACCGUGCCGACGUCUUCAAGCGACAUCUCACGGCUGUUCAUGGUGUUGAGCAAACGCCACCCAACAGUCGCAAGAAGACGCCGUCGGGUAUGACGACGGGAAAGAAGCUUAGCGGCUAUGCCCCUGAUGCUACUGGAAAAUGCAGCACCUGCUCAAAGACCUUUUCCAACGCGCAAGACUUUUACGAGCACUUGGACGACUGUGUUUUGCGCAUUGUGCAACAAGAGGAUCCCGCCGAGGCCAUCAACGCACAGCGCUUGGCCGAGGUGGAGAAUGACAAGACUGUGCACCACACAUUGGAAAAGAACCACUUGCCGACGGCCACGCCAACCAUGCGAGCUCCCGACGACGAUGAGGAGGAUGAUUUGGACAUGGCUGACGAGGAGGAAGCGGAUGACGCCACACCAAGGACCAGAUCGUCCCCCCCGAGCAAGAAGAAGGGCAACGGUGCCAACGGCGUGCAAAAGUCGGGUGGCCUGACUCACUCACGCGGAGGUGUUUCCAUGCCCACCAAAUCGCGAGGGCGGAAGAACCGCCGAGACUAUCCGUCAUCGUGGGGGUUUGACAAGGGUCAAAUGACGAUGAGAAAGCGCAUCAUGGCCGUCUUUGAUGGUCAGCGAAGACUUGCCAAGGACGACAUGAUGCUGUCGACGGAUCACGAGGUUCGCAUCAAGCUGUCAGACGGCAAGUCGUACGUGACGGACUUGGAUGUGCAAACCCUUAAGCGCGCCGAGGGAUUCCAUGGUGCGACUGAUGAGGAGAAAGGACCCUGGGUUUCAGACGAUCCUACCGAGGAGCAACUGAAGGAAAUGCAGGAAAUGCUGAAGACCACUGCAUCUUCAGCCUAG